Messenger RNA from Coccidioides posadasii C735 delta SOWgp, 1049 nucleotides. RefSeq lists its product as uncharacterized. The record is from RefSeq and is a predicted model, not a curated record. Lineage: Eukaryota; Fungi; Ascomycota; Eurotiomycetes; Onygenales; Onygenaceae.
AUGUCUCACGGCACCACCUCGGGUCCAGUGACGCAAAGUGGCAUAGAUCAAAUGAUACGCACGAAAAAUCCGGUCAUUGUUAUGGUCCCCGGCGCCUGGCACACACCAGCAGCGUUUGACCUACUUAACCCCAUUUUCCAGAAGCAUAAUUAUGAUACCUGGCCCAUUCAGCUUCCUAGCGUGGGAAUUUCCCCCGGCCUCCCCGAUAUGUCUGCCGACGUAGCCGCGGUUCGCUCGCACGUCAAGAAGAUUCUCGACAAAGACAAUCGCGAUGUUGUUAUUGUAAUGCACUCGUACAGCGCAGUUCCAGCCACAGAAGCAAUGAAAGGCCUGGGGAAGAACGAACGAACGGAAUCCGGGAGGCAAACUGGAGUCGUUGCGCUGCUAUAUAUAGCUUGUCUUUUGCCAACGGAGGGGAGAUCGUCCUCAGACCCAGGAGACGUGCCCCAAAUUAAACCCGUACUGCGCCUAAAGAAUCAUGAGGACGGCACGAGCACCGUUAAAAAUCCGAUCGAGGCCUUUUACCAUGAUGUUGAGCCUUCUCUCGCAGAAAGUUCCUCGAAGCAGCUAAAGGCACAUUCAGAUGGCGCCUUUUUGACUCCACUCACCCACGAAGCGUAUCGCACAAUUCCUUCCGCCUAUCUUCUCUGCAAGCAUGACAGAGCCGUUCCGCUAGCCGUGCAGCAAUAUUUAGCUGAUGCAGCGGGAAUAGAAAUUCAGGAGACGCUAGAUUCGGGCCACUCACCAUUCCUGUCGCAACCGCACCGUGUCAUUGACUUUGUUCUGAGAACAUUGGAGAGGUUUAAUAUAUCAUAGCGAGUGGGAUUCGAAUUUCUAGACUUGCUGCGAGUUCUCCACGUCAUUUGAGAUCAGUGUUUAAAGAAGUAUAUCCCCCAGUGACCCGUCAGAAAAUAGCCUUCAAUGAAAUGGUCGCAGGUUUCAAACCUCAGCUGCAUGACCGACCGCCGUCUUCCAUUGCCGAGGAAGUUUCAAGCGCUUGUAUAGAGCAUGAGCUGUAUAGUAAUAAUCACGUACUCUGUACUCAGUAC